Molecule: messenger RNA, 1716 nt
Organism: Toxotes jaculatrix (banded archerfish)
Lineage: Eukaryota; Metazoa; Chordata; Actinopteri; Toxotidae
Gene: paqr8
Product: progestin and adipoQ receptor family member VIII
Exons: 2
Coding region: 238-1314 (358 amino acids)
Biological process (GO): response to steroid hormone
Cellular component (GO): plasma membrane
Molecular function (GO): steroid binding; nuclear steroid receptor activity
Source: RefSeq, a predicted model, not a curated record
CCUCCUGAAUACCUCUCUACCUCAGCAUGUUAUAGUUAUAUAAGUAUGCACUUUUUCAUGGAGGAGAGCCUGUAGUGCAGCGAGACUUUUUCCCCACCCUGCAGAGACGUGAGGCUCCAGCGGGGCAACAGGUGUUCCGUCGGUACAAGCAGUUUUGUCUCCAGCAGUCCUCUCCUGUCUGUAUUCCAUCUCCUCGUCCUCCUCCUCCUCUUCCUCUUCCACGUCCAUCACUCCACUAUGUCUCACGACAUUUUGCAACGCCUCAGCACCUUGACCUUGAACAUCAAGCACCUUGGCCGCAUCCCCCACCUGUCAGACUUCAUCCCUUCCUCCCUGCCGUUGCCCAGCCCCACCGUCACCGCCUCCCAGGUCCCCAGCCUGUUCCGAGAACCCUACAUCCUGUCAGGCUACCGUCCCAUCCAACAGGAUUGGCGCUGCUACUUCCUCAGCCUCUUCCAGAGGCACAAUGAAUCCCUGAACGUGUGGACUCAUUUGCUUGCAGGUCCUGUGCUGCUGCUCCGCUGGUGGGCCAACAUAGGCGCCCUUGGGUACACCUUGGAUGCAGCGUCUCUACCUCUGAGCCUCUUCUUGGUGUCUUCUUUCACCUAUCUCUUCUUCAGUGUGGCAGCUCACCUCUUGCAGUCUCAUUCCAAACACGCACACUACUUCUUCUUCUUCAUGGACUAUGUGGGUGUAGCUGUGUAUCAGUAUGGUUGCUCACUUGGACAUUAUUUCUACACAUCAGAGCCAGCAUGGAGGGAAAGCUGCAUAGGGCUGUUGUUUCUGCCUGGGGCAGCCUUCUUUGGGUGGCUCUCCUGUGCUGGCUGCUGUUUUGCCAAGUCCAGGUAUAGGCGGCCAUAUCCACUGCAACGAAAAAUCUGCCAGCUAAUUCCUACCACCCUAGCAUACCUGCUGGACAUCAGCCCUGUGGCCCACCGCCUCCUCACCGUCUCCUGGACACAAGAGCCCUCACUGCCCUUCCAUGCCCUCCAGAUUGCCUGCUUCCUGCUGUCUGCCCUCUUCUUCUCCUGUCCCGUCCCUGAGCGCUUCUUCCCAGGCCAAUGUGACUUUGUGGGCCAGGGUCACCAGAUCUUCCACCUUUUCCUGUCCCUGUGUACCGUGUUCCAGCUGGAGGCUUUAUUCCAGGACUAUGCCAGGCGGAGGGAUAUGGUGGUGGAGGUAUUUGGAGAGAGACAGCUGUGGUGGGGUUGUGUAUCCUUCCCCGCCCUGUUUCUGUGGUGCAUCCUGACAGCACUCGUCUCAAUGAGGCACAUGAACAAGCAACUGCAGGGUAAACAAGAGAGAGACGAGUGACAAGUAUUUGUGUUAGCAUGUGUAUACGUGUGUGUGAGAGAAAGCAAAAGAGUAAGCGGUUGGAUUUAAAUAUACCAAAUAAUAAUGAUAAUAAUAAUAAUGAUAAUACUGAUAUUAAGCCAUUGUUACAUGUUUUAAUAAACACUUUGUAAAUGUAAAAUCUUUGCAAAAGUAUUUGCAUAAUAAAACAGUGUAAAAGGGAUUCUGGUCUGGUCCAGAUAACAGGUCUGCAGUUUUCCAAUGGGUUUAACUUCAAUGAAGAAAUAGUUGGCUCAGUGGACUCCAUAGUUUGCUAACUAUGGCUCAGUAAAGUUUUCCACAGUGAAUCAUCAUCCUAUUUAAUUCCUGCUGACAACAUUGUCUGUUCUUGGGAUGCUGAUUAAGGAUAUUAGUCUGAAACAU